CACCACCCCUCUGCUUAUACUUUCCUUUCAUACCCCCUCCCAACUACUACUUCUCUUAUUGCAAAUAUGGCCGCUGGAAAGGGAAAGGUACUCUUGGCUUACUCGGGUGGUCUCGACACCUCGACAAUUCUUGCCUGGCUCAUUGAUGAAGGCUACGAUGUCGUCGCCUUCAUGGCUGACGUCGGACAGGAGGAGGACUUUGAGGCUGCUCGAACCAAGGCCAUGAAGUGCGGUGCCGUCGGCUUCAUCCUCUCUGACAUGAGGCGAGAAUUCAUCGAGGAGCUCAUCUACCCCGCUGUCCAGGCCAAUGCCAUCUACGAGGACGUCUACCUCCUCGGUACCUCCCUCGCCCGCCCAGUCAUCGCCCGAGGCAUGAUCGCCGCUGCUGCCCAGGAGGGAUGCCAGUACGUCUCUCACGGCUGCACUGGAAAGGGCAACGACCAGGUCCGAUUCGAGCUGGGCUUCUACGGUCUGCAGCCUGACAUUAAGAUCAUUGCUCCCUGGAGGAUCAGGGAAUUCUACGAGAGGUUCGCUGGCCGAUCCGCCCUCCUCGAGUACGCCGCCUCCAAGGGCAUUAACGUCACUCAGAGCAAGGCCAAGCCUUGGUCCACUGACGAGAACCUCUUCCACACCUCUUACGAGGCUGGUGUCCUCGAGGACCCCAACCACACUCCUCCUGCUGACAUGUGGAAGCUGAUCAAGGCUCCCGAGGACGCACCCGAGGCUGGCGAGAAGCUCGUCAUCUCCUUCACAAAGGGUAUCCCCACCAAGGUCGAGGUCGGCUCCACCGGAAAGACCUUCACCGAUGCCGUAGACAUCUUCUACACUCUCAACAACCUCGCCCGCCUGCACGCCGUUGGCCGAGUGGACAUUGUCGAGAACCGAUUCAUCGGUGUCAAGAGCCGUGGAUGCUACGAGACCCCCGCUGGAACCAUUCUGCGAGCUGCCCACAUCGACUUGGAGGGUCUCACGCUGGACCGUGAGGUUCGCCGAAUCCGAGACGCCUUCAUCACUACUAAGCUGUCGGAGCAGCUGUACAACGGUCUCUUCUUCAGCCCCGAGGGCAAGUUUGUCCGCUCCUGCAUUCCCGAGUCGCAGAAGACUGUCAAUGGUGAGGUCAAGGUGAAGCUGUACAAGGGCAACGUCAUCAUCGAGGGACGCAAGUCCGAGGAGCAACUCUACGACGAGAAGUUCUCCAGCAUGGACGAGCUGGGUGGUUUCGAGCCAGAGAUGACCACUGGAUUCAUCGAGGUCAAUGCCAUCAGGAUCAAGAGGUUCGGUGUGGGACAGAUUGCAAAGGGACUGGGAGGAAGCGACAUCAAGGCUGCUUACGGCUUGUAAAGAAGGAGGGGGGCCUUGCCUGUUGCAGUAGAGGAAUUGUGGGCGCUGUAUCUUGUCACG
Molecule: messenger RNA, 1401 nt
Organism: Microstroma glucosiphilum
Lineage: Eukaryota; Fungi; Basidiomycota; Exobasidiomycetes; Microstromatales; Microstromataceae
Product: putative ARG1-argininosuccinate synthetase
Exons: 3
Coding region: 67-1341 (424 amino acids)
Biological process (GO): urea cycle; L-arginine biosynthetic process
Cellular component (GO): cytoplasm
Molecular function (GO): argininosuccinate synthase activity; ATP binding
Source: RefSeq, a predicted model, not a curated record